AUGCUAAAACCGCAUCCUCAGACUCAGGCUGCUCGCACGGCCAAUAUCUCCCAAGGCGCAUCUCGUACCCAAAGUACUCAGACGCAUGCUGAUGCAAGUCUGCUUCUAGACGAUUUUGGGCUGUUCACAUCGUCUCCACUGCCCUCGCCUGCGCCUGAGCCACGUGCUGGCCGUCAAGAUUUGAAAAAGUCCAUCUUGUCGCUUUACUCGUCGCCUCAACUGUCCACUUCUCACGUGGCCAGACCACAGGCGAAUCACCUGCAGAAGGGCUUCCAGCAACCGAUAUUCCAGAGCUCUCAAACAAAUUUGCACACCCAGACAAGCAUUUCUCAGACAAGUUUUUCCCAAUCUAGUCUUCUGUCGCCUAGUAACUCUGUUUCUAGCCUGAACUUUCCUGGAAGCUUUAGUCAGAGCCAGCCAGUAAUUCUGUCUUCGUCUCAAUCCAAGACUCCUACUCCAUCCGGGGUCUCUAACGUCGCAGACUCGCUUGCAGGUUUAAACAUCGGCAAUAAUGAAUGGGGCGAUGCAAAGUGGACUGGAACCUACUCGCAGACGCCUCUCGACGAUGACUUGUUCAAGAAUGUGUGGAGUUGA
This is a messenger RNA of Clavispora lusitaniae ATCC 42720, 594 nucleotides long. NCBI's taxonomy places the organism in Eukaryota, Fungi, Ascomycota, Pichiomycetes, Serinales, Metschnikowiaceae. The record is from RefSeq and is a predicted model, not a curated record.